Molecule: messenger RNA, 2410 nt
Organism: Carcharodon carcharias (great white shark)
Lineage: Eukaryota; Metazoa; Chordata; Chondrichthyes; Lamniformes; Lamnidae
Product: CCAAT/enhancer-binding protein beta-like
Exons: 1
Coding region: 200-1096 (298 amino acids)
Biological process (GO): DNA-templated transcription; regulation of transcription by RNA polymerase II
Molecular function (GO): DNA-binding transcription factor activity, RNA polymerase II-specific; RNA polymerase II cis-regulatory region sequence-specific DNA binding
Source: RefSeq, a predicted model, not a curated record
CAGCAGCUUCAAACCUCAGCACAGUCAGUCUCCAGGCACACUGCAUCUCAGCUCACGUAGAGGUAUAGAGUACAAAGUUGAGACAGUGCCAUCUAACCGAUCGAGAGGACUUGUUGCUGAGCAUUACUUACUCUUAAAAGUUUUUUUUUUCGCGAAGGGUUGGUAACCCCUUCUUUCAUUUGUUGCAACCACGGCUUUCAUGCAAAGUCUGACCAGUUGGGACUCGCGUUGCGACUCGCCAUGUUUCCAGACGGCUCAGACUUACACUAAUUUGAUGGAAGUGGCCAAUUUCUACGAGUCGGACUGUUCCCUGAACAAGUUGCACCGCGACCGUUCAAUGACAGAUCUGGGCAUCGGAGACAACGAGAGUGCCAUCGACUUCAGCCCUUACAUCGACCCGGCCACCGCCUCGGCAGCAGGGGGCAACUUUGAGCUCAGCAGCGACCUCCUGACGGAUAUUAUGCUGUCAGAGGAGUAUAAGAAGAAAUCCCUGCCCGACUACAACACCUACUUGUCCAUGAUGCGCAGCUCCUCGGCCGGCGCCAGGCACCAGGGCAACAUCCUGAGCUGCACCCCGCAGUUCCUGGAAACCCGGCUGGACCCGGUGUUCGAGCAGAGCCCGGACGGUAAAAGGGUCAAGCAGGAGUCCAGGGAGGAGGACGGCGGCCUGUCGGCGGCGUCGGCCUCUUCCUCCUACGUGAGGCCGCUGCUGCAGUACCAGUGCGUGGCCAGCGGCAGCAACAGUAACCUGUCCACCUCCUCCCUGUCCUCGUCCACCCCGCCGGCCACCCCCAACUCGGCCGACUCCAGCCGGGCUGCCGGCGGCGGCGGCAAGAACAAGAACAAGAAGCUGGUGGACAAACACAGCGACGAGUACCGGCUGAGGAGGGAGAGGAACAACAUCGCCGUGAGGAAGAGCAGGGACAAGGCCAAGCUGAGGAAUGUAGAGACUCAACACAAAGUGCUGGAAUUGACCGCCGAGAACGAGCGGCUCCAGAAGAGAGUGGAUCAGCUGAGCCGGGAGCUGGCAACUCUGAGAAACUUGUUCAAACAACUGCCCGAGCACACCCUGCUCAGUGCAUCAAGCAACUGCUGACAUCCAGUGCACAGCUCCCAAUAUUUAUAGGUCUUUUCUUUAAAAAAAAUAAAAAGGAAGGAUACCGUGACUUUUGCAAAAGAAGGUGAUCAAAGAACUCUUUGUAUAUAGAGGAAUUCUCUCAGUGUUUACAGCACAUUGCAGAAACCGAGGUUAUAUAUCGUUUAGAUGACCUUAUCUCUGCGUUUGAAACUGCAGGGAAAGGGAUGAAUGAUGUUUAUUGAAACCAGAAAUGUGGGUUUUUUUUAUAUAUAUUAAUGUAUAUAAAAUGAUGCCGUGCUUAACUGUGACUUUGCUCAGUCGAAACACAUGACGCAACAGCGUGUAACUUGCCAAGUGUGAGAUUCAUUGUAAUUGUCAGAUGACAGAAACGUUUUUCUUAUUACAAAUGUCUCGGGGCCUUUUUCCCCACCAGAAAUAUUCUAUUUCUUUAUUUCUUACGUAUGUAUAGGGGUUUUUUUGGGGGGGGGGGGGGUUCCUGCUCCUAUUAAGACGCGUUACACAGCAUUACUGUAGAUGUAUUGAAUAUUUUUUAAAAAUAUAAGUAUUAUUUUUGACACAGAAAGUGCUUGAACUGCCGUUUUGUAACUUCUCGGGUGGCGCCGCCUGUCCCCCAAGAGACGGGUCGAGGCUGCUGCUGUGAAAUAAAGGUUAUCUCUUCCAAAUUUUAUAUGGACUCCUCCCCCUCCCCGCACCCCCCCCCCCCCCCCCCCCCCGAUUUUUUUUUAAAUGAACUCGAUAUUUCGGACGUAGUUUGUUCGGCGGUGUUUUCAGCAGUUUUUAAAUCAACGCUGAAAUGUUUUCAUUUGAAUUGCGUCACUCCAGCAAGUGACUCAGCAUGCAAGUGUAUUGGAGAACAUUUUAUUCUGUUCACUUCAGCACUUGAAUUGGGUACAAAGUUGGGAAAUAAAUGGUAGAUAUUUACAUUUUAGGAAUAUAUGUUGAUUGUUGACUAAAAGCUGCAGUAUCCCUUUUCCAACCAAGUUGCUGCCAGUUUGGGUAAAUUCUAAACCGGUUAAAAGUAGGUCAUCUCCGGAUAGAUUGUGAAACAGGUCGUAAAUGAAGAUGUGUCGAUCAUUGUGACUCUACGAAGUUACGUAAGUUAUUAAAGCGAAUAGAAACUUCACUUGAGGGACCAGGUGUUCUGUUAAAGAUUACGUUGGACGAUAACCGGGAAAAGGAAUGCUGCAAUUUUAAAUCAACUUUGAUUGUGGGUCAAAGAAAUAGCAGAAAUUAUUUUUAUCAAAUGAGCAAUAUUGUAUUUAUUUUUCUCUUUUAAAAUCGAAUUAAAAUCAGUUUUAGUGCAAAAGCAAA